This is a messenger RNA of Spodoptera exigua (beet armyworm), 939 nucleotides long. The record is from the annotation of a GenBank genome assembly. NCBI's taxonomy places the organism in Eukaryota, Metazoa, Arthropoda, Insecta, Lepidoptera, Noctuidae.
AUGGCAGCUGAAGCAGAGGGUACUCGCAUAGCUAAAGCUAAAGUUAUAGAAUCGGAAGGUGAAAUAAAAGCAGCUGAAAAUUUGAAGGAAGCUUCUCAAAUGAUGAUGGAGAAUCCACAAAUAAUGCUGCUCCGUUAUUUACAAACUUUAAACUCGAUUGCUUCAAAUAACUCUGCAACAAUAUUCUUCCCCUUCCCAAUGGAACUUCCUACGACAAACACGGGUUUAAACGAUCAGAUCAUGAAAAAUCUUUCAGCAACCGAAAGUGGGGAGGAUGCCCCCUUCCCCCAGUACCACUCCCAUGACAAGGCAACUCACAGUUGCCGAGAAAUACGAUUUUUUAUAACCUUACCUCAAAACACUAAAAGUCACUUAAUAGGCAAAGUCUACGCGGGCUCCUACUUCUGGGUGGUUUGCAACAUGCAGCAGGCAUGGCUUCUGUCACGGCUCCGGCGCUGCGGGGCUCCGGCGGUCCCACGCGAGCUAAUCGUCGCAGAUGGUUUUACGCCCAUCACCGCGGCUUCCGCUUGCUGGCCGGCUUCGCCGGCCAGCCUCAGCCACGGCGAUGUGCGUUAUAACCACCUGCUCCUCAGCUCGCGGGCCGGCCCGCCCCUCCGCACCUUCGCGAAUUUAAAAAACACUCUCGGGGUAGGGCAGAAAAGAGACCACGUAAACAAAGACAUCAGCUUACCAUUGCAGUUACAAAAAACAAUGGCUACGGAAGCGGAAUCGUCACGAUUGGCGAACGCUAAAAUAAUUGUAGCCAAAGCUGAAAUAGAAUCAACUAAAAAUCUCCAGAAGGCUACUAAAUUGCUUAUGGACAACCCUUAUUGCAUGCAGCUUAGAUACCUGCAAGCUCUACAGAUGAUUGCUGGCGAAAAUACACAUACUGUCGUGCUUCCAAUUACACCAGAAAUGUUUAAGGGCCUAUUUAAGUGA